Molecule: messenger RNA, 939 nt
Organism: Coprinopsis cinerea okayama7#130
Lineage: Eukaryota; Fungi; Basidiomycota; Agaricomycetes; Agaricales; Psathyrellaceae
Exons: 8
Coding region: 1-939 (312 amino acids)
Biological process (GO): RNA catabolic process; ribonucleotide metabolic process
Cellular component (GO): nucleoplasm; ribonuclease H2 complex
Source: RefSeq, a predicted model, not a curated record
AUGACCAUGACUGCUCGAUUCGCGAUUCUCCCUGAAGACAUCAUCCAAACUCUCUCGGUGCAAUUGGAGCAACCGAACGAAGUCGUUCAGUUUCUCUCCUUGCCACACCCAAGGACUGGACUCUUGUCCCUAUUUCUUCCAACACCCGAUGCCAUCCUUGAGGUACAAGCAGUUUCACCGCCUGAAGGCCGCUCGUGGUUUCUUGGGGAGCACGUAUAUGAAGAUGGGAGGCUUGUAAUGAUGACCCCAAUAGAUCCAGCUUUCCUUCUUCUACCUCUACUCAAGGCCGGACAGUCGGACGUGUUCCGUACAGGCGAGGACCUUUUCGAGGAGAUAACAAGAAAGAUUGUGGAGGAAUCCGAAGGGAACAACAAAACCCUGUUAGAACGAAGCAUAGCAACACUGGCCGGUUUGCCAUGUGCACAGAAAGCUCUCCGACUCAUCUGCGACGUUAAAGAAUUUGGGCCCGGAACCGUCGUGUAUAGGCAUUCCCCAGAAAAAGCUGAGCAGUACUUGCGUAGCAAGAUCGGCAGGUUAGAGAAUUCCAAGACGCUGGAAGUGUCAAGGACAAUUGUUCGUCAUCUGGCGAAGGAGGGUCUCAUGGAAGAUGGAAGGGAGAAGCUGUUGGCUGUCGGUCGCACCAAGGCCGCUUUCGAUCUCGUUGCCCAGUAUCUCUCUCCCGAAAUGAAGCAGACUUUACUGGCAACCUACGAUUUCGCCGAGUUGGAGGCACACUUGAGACAGAACAUGGCAGACGAGGUCCCUCUCAAAAGCGCGACAAACACGAAGAAGGGCGCUGCAGGUAAAGCCGAAGGAGAUGGCAAGAAGCGAAAGGCAGCAAAGGGUUCACAUGGCGUCGAGCAACUCAAAAAGGUCAAUACUACCGGCAUGGCGAAACUAUCGAGUUUCUUCAAUAAGGCGGAGAAGGCCAAGUCUUAG